AUGGUCAAGAUCGUGCUUGCAGGAGGCACUGGUAACCUCGGAAGGGAGAUUCUCGAUGCCCUCAUCGAGAAAGGGACCCAUGAACUGUCGGUGUUCACCCGUUCAGACGGUGCAUAUCCCGAUCUCGAAAAGCAGGGCGUUCGCGUUCUCAAGGUCAAUUACGACGAUCAGGACGGCCUUACUGCAGCUCUCAAGGGAGUCGAAGUCGUUUUGUCCUUUGUUGUCGCUCAGUCUGAUCCUGAGGGCAUGGCUCAGAAGAAUCUGAUCGACGCGAGUGUCGCUGCGGAAGUUAAGCGCUUUGCACCCAGUGAGUGGGCUUCCCGGAGUGGUGCUGGUCCGCAAUAUGCUUCGAAGGACAUCGUGAGCGAUUAUCUGCGUGAGAUCAACAAGGAUAAAAGGGUUUUGGAAUACUCCCUAUUCCAGCUGGGCUUUUUCACCAACUACCUAGGAAGUCCCCACAAGACUACCAAGCAUGUCCAACUCUUCAAUAUCCAUGUGGAUGUAGAGAAUCGACGCGCAAUUGCCCCGGAAGGGGACGACUUGAAGUGGACAUUCACAACCGUACAAGACGUUGCACGUGUUGUUGCUGAAGCGGUCGACUACCAGGGGAUCUGGCCUGAAAUUGGAGGUGUCAAUGGCCAUACCUUGACAAACGCUGAGCUUCUGAAGAUUGUUGAAGAGAUUCGUGGACCAAUUAGUAUCGAAAGGGUGACACGCGCAGACCUGGAGGCUGGCAGAUUGAACACAACUUGGGCUCCGAAGAUCGAACAUCCCUCAAUCCCGCCUGAGCACAGGACGCGAGAGCUGUCCGACAAGGUCAUCUCUCGGACUUUGCUCGCUGGGCUCAAGGGCUCAUGGGUCGUCUCUGAUGAGUGGAAUAAAUUGCUCCCUCAUGUGAAGUUCACCAAAGUGGAUGAAUUUCUCAGAUCGGUGAAUUGGGGAAGCUAA
Molecule: messenger RNA, 948 nt
Organism: Exophiala bonariae
Lineage: Eukaryota; Fungi; Ascomycota; Eurotiomycetes; Chaetothyriales; Herpotrichiellaceae
Exons: 6
Coding region: 1-948 (315 amino acids)
Source: RefSeq, a predicted model, not a curated record